AUGGCCAUCACAUUGAGUCAACGGAUGAUGAUGGCCAGGGCACUAGUGAGGGAAAUGGGCCGUUCGUUUCUCGGCAGCCUGUUGGAAAACAGUUGGCCUGCAUUUUCUGAUCUUAUUGAUACGCACGCAUGUCCGAUGAUCGGUUCAGACUUCAGAGCUCACUCACCAGUCACCACUGGAUUCACAUUCACUCCAAACUCCGACGCAGCAGCUCGGAGAAAGAAGGGGUACUGGGUACAGCGUACAUGCAUAAACAAUGGAAGUUUGCGUCUUACCCCAUGCCGACUACUCGCCGUUACUUCGAGCGGCGAAAAAGUGCGCUCGCCUCGAAUCCCAAGUCUCUGCAGAUUGUUCAUCUGGUUGAAGCGGAGACCAGACAUCAGAGUCCUCUGCUUCCGUCGUGCGGUGCGCCAAGGCCCAAGGCUGGCUUCUCUCUUUGCGGGCGCAGACAAGGGGGCGACCGACGAAGGAAUGGACAGGAAGCUGAGGCCGCUGCCGCAGCCGGCGGUGAGGAGGGCCGCGUGGCCCGUCGGCCUGCUCGUCGCGCUAUGCUUCACGACGCUGCCGCUCUUCCUCGCGCUGUCACCCGGGCGGCCAACCCUGUUCGACGUGUGGCAGCAGAUCGGCAUCAGAGUAGUGGUGCACUACGAUGAUGAGCCGAAGCCGACGUCGGAGCCCUCGGAUUCGCCGCUGGAGAGCCUCGACAUCCUCCUCGGCGGUCUGCUCUCGCCGGACAUCAGCGAGAGCACCUGCCUGAGCCGGUACCUCUCCUCGCUGUACCGCAAGGCGUCGCCGCACUCGCCGUCGCCGUACCUCGUGUCGCGGCUGCGCAAGUACGAGGCGCUCCACCGCAGGUGCGGCCCCGGCACGCCCUUGUACGACAAGUCCGUGAGGCAGCUCGCGUCCGCCCACAACAGCAUGGGCCUCGCCGAGUGCACCUACCUCGUGUGGACGCCCGGCAACCACCUCGGCGACCGCAUGGUCUCCAUGGCGUCCGCCUUCCUCUACGCGCUGCUCACCCGCCGCGUCUUCCUCGUCGACAUGGCCAAGGAGCUGCCCCCGGGCUUCCCCGUGCACAACCUCACGCAGCUCCGCCGCGGCAGCGAGCAUAGCUACGGGAGCCUGCUGGGGGCCAAGAAGAUCAGCAACGAGGACCCCGUCGGCGUGCGGUCCGAGUCGCUGCCGUCGUACGCGUACCUCCACCUGGCGCACGACUACCAGCUGCCGGACCAGCGCUUCUUCUGCGACGACGACCAGACCGUGCUGGGGAAGGUGAACUGGCUGCUACUGCGCUCCGACCUCUACUUCGCGCCGGGGCUGUUCCUCGUGCCGCAGUUCGAGGACGAGCUCCGGUGGAUGUUCCCGGCCACGGACACGGUGUUCCACCACAUCGGAAGGUACCUGUUCCACCCGUCCAACAAGGUGUGGAAGAUGAUCCAGGGGUACUACACGUCGUACAUGGCCAAGUUCGAUGAGAAGAUUGGGCUUCAGAUCACGACCCUCACCUGGAACCCCGUGUCGACGGAGGCGUACUUCAACCAGAUCGCGGCUUGCACGAGCCAGGAGAAGAUCCUGCCCGAGGUAGAUCCCAAAGUAGCGUCGAGUGAGCACGAGGCGGCUGCGACGUCGUCCAAGGCGGUGCUCGUCAUCUCGGCGCAGCCGGAGUACGCCGAGAGGCUCAAGUCCAUGUACUACGAGCACACCACGGUCACCGGCGAGCCUGUCAGCGUGCUGCAGCCACCAGGAGCCGGAAACCAGCCGCAGAACCACAAGGUGCUGGUGGAGAUGUUCCUGCAGAGCUACUGCGACGUGUCCGUGGUGAGCGGGUGGUCAACGGUGGGCUACGUCGGCCACGGCCUCGCCGGGUUGAGCCCGUGCCUGCUACUGCCGCCGACGAACCAGACGGUGGCACACCCGCCCUGUGUCCGGGCAAUGUCCAUGGAGCCGUGCUUCCACGCGCCGCCGAGUUAUGACUGCAGGGCCAAGACAAACGGCGACCUCGGUGCCGUUCUCCGGUAUCUCAAGCGUUGCGAGGACGUAGAUGAUGGCCUUAAAUUGUUUGAUUGA
This is a messenger RNA of Miscanthus lutarioriparius, 2067 nucleotides long. The record is from the annotation of a GenBank genome assembly. NCBI's taxonomy places the organism in Eukaryota, Viridiplantae, Streptophyta, Magnoliopsida, Poales, Poaceae.